Messenger RNA from Perkinsus marinus ATCC 50983, 1251 nucleotides. RefSeq names its product calcium/proton exchanger, putative. The record is from RefSeq and is a predicted model, not a curated record. NCBI's taxonomy places the organism in Eukaryota, Perkinsozoa, Perkinsida, Perkinsidae. Bases 1 to 1251 code for a protein of 416 amino acids. Gene Ontology annotation, cellular component: membrane. Gene Ontology annotation, biological process: intracellular calcium ion homeostasis; calcium ion transmembrane transport. The transcript has 11 exons. Gene Ontology annotation, molecular function: calcium:proton antiporter activity.
AUGGCGAACGUGUCAUUCCGUCAAGCAUCGGCGCACCAGAGGCGAACUCGGUUUUUCAAUUACGCCUCGUCGGAGUUCCCCGAUCUCACGAGACCACUGACGGCCCCGUCAGCUGGCGAAAGCUCGGGCAGCGAAGUGGCUCGUGGUGUGAAAACGAAUAAUUUGAUCGGCUUGAAGGCUCUUCUGUUGGACCCCGUGAAUAUACUCUGCGUCUUCACUCCGAUCGGCGUCGCAUCCAGCAUUCUGGGGUGGUCGCCUGCGUGGGUCUUCGCCACUAACUUCAUCGCCUUGAUACCUCUCGCGAAGAUUCUUGGUGAUGCUACUGAGGAGCUCGCAGUCGGGCUCCGAAAUGACACGCUGGGCGGCCUGCUUAAUGCGACAUUCGGAAACGCAGUUGAGAUGAUCCUCACAGUUCAAUCUCUGUUGAAGGGGCUCGUGACAGUUGUGAAAGGAACACUGUUGGGGUCGAUCUUGUCGAACCUGUUGUUGGUGCUGGGGAUGUCCUUUUUCUUCGGAGGAAUCGGCCAUUUGGGAAAAGAACAAGAAUUUAAAGAGACGGGUCCGAUGACGAACAUGAGCAUGUUGCUGCUAGCUUGUGCGGCUUUUGCAAUGCCAACGGUAUUCGAGGCAGGGUUCAAGCACGAAAUGGAGAAGGCGGAGUUGCAAAGCACCGUUUUGGAGAUUUCCAGAGUCGUCUCCAUUUUCUUGUUGCUCAGCUACAUCUGUUUUCUGAUCUUCCAGAUGUAUACUCAUUUGUCGAUCUUUGAAAGCGAGGGCGGCGAAAAUGAGGACGAGCCGACUAUAAACGUUCCGACGUCUUUAACAUUACUAUUAGUAUCUACUUUAUUGGUAGCGCUUAACUCGGAGUAUCUGGUGGGGUCGAUUGAAGGAGUUGUAUCGAGCUAUUCUGUAUCUUCAUCGUUCAUCGGUGUGAUAUUACUACCAAUAGUUGGCAAUGCGUGUGAACAUGCCUCGGCCAUUCGCAUGUGUAUAGUUGAUAAGCCUGAAAUCGCAAUUGGAAUCGCGGUUGGAUCGUGCACGCAAAUUGCUCUUUUCGUGGUGCCAUUCGCUGUUAUUGUGGGUUGGUGCAUGAGCAUUUCCAUGGAUCUCAAUUUCGGCAUGCUGGGUGUAGUGAUCCUGGUUUUAUCGGUGAUAAUCGCGAUGUCGAUCGUGGUGAACGGCAAGACCAACUGGCUUGAAGGUCUCAUGCUCCAACUAACUUAUAUCAUUGUUGCGGUCGUGUAUUGGUAA